AUUGAGGAAGAAAUGUGUCAAUGAAGAUAAAAGGCGUGUCUGUUGUCAGUUGAUGUGUUCACAGACGGAAAAAAAAUGAAGAGCUUCUAGCAUGAGCAAUUUUUCUUUGUCCUUUUUUUUCUUUUUAAUUUAUAAUUUUGAGAAGUUGGUGUUAGGACUGCAAUUCAUUCGGUUUGGCUGAGAGUCUUUCCAAACUCAAUUUGAAGUGAGAGAAAUUCAUCUGAGUCCCGUAUUUAGAUGAUGAUAAUAAAAUUUCUGUUACAAGUGUUCCCUUCCUAAACCCUUACAAAGUCUUUACCAAAACUUCCUCCUCUUUCACUAAAAUCAUUCGUCAAGCCUUCUCGGGCCUCAUGCCUAUUCAAACUCGGCUUGAAGUGUAGCCCGAUUCCAAGUUUACCUCACACAGAAGUUUACCUUUCAGAGUCGUAGUCAGACACACAAAAGCAGAUAUCAUUGUUGUGUGGGUUUGAUUUGAUAAGAUGAAGCAAUUGAACCGUCAAGAAACAGAUGUGCUCUGUCAGGAGGGAAGGUUUUGCUAAUUUUCAAUUCAAGAAUUAACAUCUGCAAAACCAACAAGCUGGAAAUGGAUUCUUGUUUGUCAUCUGACAAUGGGAAGUCCUAUUGAAAAGCCAAGGAUAAACCCCUUGAAAGUGUUUUGGAAUUUAAGGUUUUCCGUGGAAGUCUUCUGGAAUUUAAGGUUUCCUUAGUCCUUAUAAAUGCAAAACUCCAUUGGUUCAUUGUUUUUAUAUCUGUAUCUACACAAUUCAGUGGUGAAUAUUUAUAUAUUUCUUGCCAUGUCAGAUCUUAUCUUUGAUGACCAAGAUGUGGUUUCAAGAUCAACUUCAGAUGCACCACCUGCUCACUACACGAUUAAAAUCCAAUUAUUUUCAUUGCUAACAACCAAUAACAUAGAAAGAUACGACUCCGGUGAUUUCGAAGCUGGAGGCUACAAAUGGAAAUUGGCUCUCUACCCAAGUGGAAACAAGAGCAUGGGUUUCAAAGAUCACCUCUCUCUUUACUUGGUGAUGGCAGAAGGAAGUCCAGUGCAUCCCGGUUGGGAGGUCCAAGCUGUUUUCCGAUUGUUUGUGCUUAAUCAAAACAAGGACACCUGCUUAGUACUUGAAGUCAAUGGAAAACGUUUUCAUAGAAUGAAGCUGGAAUGGGGAUUCGAUCAAUUCAUCCCUCUUAAAACAUUCAACAAUCCCUCCAAUGGAUAUCUUGUAAACGACACCUGUGUCUUUGGGGCAGAGGUCUUUGUGUGCAAGGAACAAAAUACAGGGAAAGGGGAGUGUUUGUCGAUGGUGAAGGAUGCAAUUACUUACAAGAACACUUGGAAGAUUGAUAAUUUCUCAAGGUUGGAUAAGGAGUGUUAUGACUCAAAGGCAUUCAGUGCUGGAGAUCUCCAAUGGAAGAUACAGCUAUAUCCCAAGGGAAAAGGCAGUGGAAUGGGUACCCAUUUAUCUCUGUAUCUAACUUUGGCUGAACCUUCAACUCUUCCUCUUGGUUCUAAAAUAUUUGCAGAUGUUGCACUGCGCAUACUGGACCAGAUGAAAGCCAAGCAUCACUCUGGUAAAGCAAAUUACUGGUUCAGCUUAACAAGACAGGAGUGUAGAGGGGACAGGUUUAUUACACUGGGUCAUUUCAAUCAGCCAAACACUGGUUUUUUGGUGAAGGACAGUUGCUGGGUUGAAGCAGAGAUCACUGUCCACGGGAUGGCUAAUCUAAUGUAAACAAGGGCUUUGCCAUACUCAGUUUGGGGGUGUAAAUUUAAACAUAGAAUCAACUGUGUCCAUUCUUAACCGGAAGAAUUUGUAUGAUCCUGUUUCACCAAAAAUUCUACUUGUAAGAUAAAGAAAAACAAAAACGUUCUAUUUAUCUAAGCUUCUUAACUCCACCAGCUCAAUUGGUCCGCAAUGUAAUAUAUUUCUUGAAUUAAUAUUCAGUAAUGCUACAUGCAUAGAAAAUUAAUAUAUGGCUCAAAUUUA
Camellia sinensis is the source of this 1985-nucleotide messenger RNA. The record is from RefSeq and is a predicted model, not a curated record. NCBI's taxonomy places the organism in Eukaryota, Viridiplantae, Streptophyta, Magnoliopsida, Ericales, Theaceae.